This is a messenger RNA of Paramisgurnus dabryanus, 2197 nucleotides long. RefSeq lists its product as uncharacterized. NCBI's taxonomy places the organism in Eukaryota, Metazoa, Chordata, Actinopteri, Cypriniformes, Cobitidae. The record is from RefSeq and is a predicted model, not a curated record.
AGUAAAGCUGCAAAGAUGCGCUGUAGAUAGUUAAUAACAGUUAAAGUAGUUAGAAAUGUCAUUAUUAACAGACUUUGUGGAUUGUGUGUGCGUGCAACUGAUUAUAUGAUGGAAGUGAAUAAGGGCAGUCAAGCUGAAAUAAAUGAACCAGGUGAGAAACAUCAGAAUGUAAAAACAAAACGUAAUGUUUCACAGAAAGGAUCUCUAAGAACAGAAGACAAAAAAUGUGAAAAGAGUUUUAGUAAAGAUGGACGCCCUGUGGAUCACAAGAGGACUCAAAAUGCAGAGAAACCAUUUACAUGUCUUCACUGUGGAAAGAGUUUUGCCAAAAAAUCAACGUUUACAAUCCACAUGAGAGUUCACACUGGAGAGAAACCAUUAACGUGUCAACAGUGUGAAAAGAGUUUUGCUCAACAAUCAGGUUUUGAUAGACACAUGAAAAUUCACACCGGAGAGAAACCUUACAAAUGCAGUCAGUGUGAAAAGAGUUUUCUCUCUGGAAGUUAUCUGAAGGAACACAUGAAGAUUCACACUGGAGAGAAACCAUUCAUGUGUCAACAGUGUGAAAAAUGUUUUUCACAAUUAGGCCAUCUUAACAGACACAUGAGUGUUCACACCGGAGAGAAACCUUUUGAAUGUCAUAAAUGUGGAAAGUUUUUCAGACGUUAUGAUACCCUUAAAAAACACAUGAAAAUUCACACUGGAGAGAGAUCAUUCGCAUGCCAGCAGUGUGGAAAGACUUUUAAGCUUAAUUAUGAGUUUAAGAGACACGUGAGAAUUCACACUGGAGAGAAACGGUACAAGUGCCAUUAUUGCGAGAAGAGUUCCACAACUAAAAGUUACAUUAAUAGGCACAUGAGAAUUCACACUGGAGAGAAACUGUUCACAUGCCAGCAGUGUGGAAAGAGUUUUGUCCAUAAAACAGCCAUUGACAACCACAUGAAAAUUCACACUGGAGAGAGAUCAUUCGCAUGUCAUCAAUGUGAAAAGUUUUUUAGAUGUUAUAGUAACCUUAAUACACACAUGAGAAUUCACACAGGAGAGAAACCGCACAAGUGCAAUCACUGUGAGAAGAGUUUUGCUACCAGUGGUACCCUUAAUGAGCACAUAAAAACUCACACUGGAGAGAAACCGUUCAUGUGUCGACAGUGUGGAAAGAGUUUUGCUCGAAAAACAACCAUUGACAAACACAUGAAAAAUCACACUGGAGAAAGAUCAUUCGCAUUUCAUCAUUGUGAAAAGAUUUUCAAGCUUAAUGAUCAGCUUAAUAACCACAUGAAAAUUCACACUGGAGAGAAACCAUUUGAAUGUCAUCAAUGUGGAAAGCUUUUCAGACUUAAUAGUGACCUUAAUAGACACAUGAGAAUUCACACUGGAGAGAAACCAUUUGAAUGUCAUCAAUGUGGAAAGCUUUUCAGACUUAAUGGUAACCUUAAUAGACACAUGAGAAUUCACACUGGAGAGAAACUGUUCACAUGCCAGCAGUGUGGAAAGAGUUUUGCCCAUAAAAACACGCUUGACAUCCACAUGAGAAUUCACACUGGAGAGAGACCGUACAAGUGCCAACACUGCGAGAAGAGUUUCACGACUAAAAGUAACCUUAAUAACCACAUAAAAAUUCACUUUGGAGAGAAACUGUACAAGUGCCAACACUGCGAGAAGAGUUUUACCACCAGUGAUAGCCUUAAUAAACACAUAAAAACUCAUACUGGAGAAAAACCAUUCAUGUGUCAACAGUGUGAAAAGUGUUUUUCAGCAACAAACCACCUUAAAAGACACAUGAGAGUUCACACUGGAGAGAAACGCAUUCCCGUGCAGUCAGAGUUUCAGAGAGGAAAGUACACUUAAGACAAACACAUGCCAAUUUACACCUCAGAGAAACCGUUCACGUGUCAACAUUACGUCAAAAUGUAGUUUCAGAAUUCAUCAGCGCUCUCACACUGGAGAAAAGUCAUUUAAAUGUGAUGAGUGAGGUAAAAAGUUUAAAUCCUCAUCACAUCUGAAGAGACAUAUGAGUGUUCAUGCAAAUGUGGAAUCUUAGUUGUGUAGUGUUUGUUUUAAAGUGUUUAUGUCUGUUUGAAAAGUACAAAUUGGUUUAAGAUGUUGUGUGCUUUGAGUGUUAACAAGGUACAACUACAGAAUUUUACCCACAUGUCCAGACUCUCUUCAAGUCUUUUAUUUUUUAAUAUUUCAUGAC